Molecule: messenger RNA, 10872 nt
Organism: Frieseomelitta varia
Lineage: Eukaryota; Metazoa; Arthropoda; Insecta; Hymenoptera; Apidae
Exons: 4
Coding region: 1-1233 (410 amino acids)
Source: RefSeq, a predicted model, not a curated record
AUGAUAUCGGGCUCCGAGACUCAGCAACUUUCAUGGCAUCCAUACGAUUCGAGCUCGCCGGAGCCACGUACGUGCCCUUACUUGGGCAAAUUUACGGUGACGGGGGUGAACCGGAAUCAGCGGAACAUCCGUGAAAGCCGGAGGAACCAGCACCAGGAGGGCGUGAAGCGUGACAGAGAAAAAGUUCGACACGCCCAGGAACGAACCCAGGAAGAUCGACGCGGCCGGAAGCUCGACUUCGACGUGGAGAAACGCCGGGCGAACAACGAGUACCUCGUCCACGAACGAAUGGGCAGGCGUGCCAGAUCGAACCGCAGUAACAGAAAUCAUCGCGAUCACAGCGUCGAGGAGGUGCCCGCCAAGCAAACUUUGGACAUCGGGGACCUGCUGCGCGAUCGCGCCAGAUCGAAGAUCAGAAGAGGAUCGGAAGACCAACGAUCGGCCGAGAGUGCGUCGAGGUCGAAGCUCAGACGAGCUUCGCACGAGCUCGCCAAACGUUCGGCGGGCGUCCAGCGGCGAACGAGCGACAGAUCGAAAAGAAACCCGAAGACGGAGGACUUCCGGAUGGACGCGGACGAUUUCACGCGGAUCAGGCAAUUCUGGGCGACCGAUUUCGACGAUCCGGAUGGCUCGAGCAUGCUCGAGGUACAGGAAGAUUAUUUCGGCGACUAUCCGGACACCGCCGAUCUGCCAAAGAAGAGGUCGGGCAGAGAAAUGACGAGAACGAGGAGGAACGUCGGAGAGCUGGAUUCUGGCAGAGAUUCGUUCGAGAGGAGAGAGAAGAGGGAGGAAGAUGUCUCUAGAUGCAGCUCCGAAGUCACCACAAUAACCAUCGGCUGUUCCACCGCCGACAGAAUGGAAUUUCAGACGGACUGCGUCGAAGACAACGCGAUCGCUUACUCCUGUCACGGUAGGUGGUUCGACGCGGAGGGCACCCAGUUUGUGAUCGCCACCCAACUGGCGCCUGGCACGAGCUGGUCCAGCGAGAACAACAGGCCCCAACCGUACAGGAACAGUCGAAGAUUGUGCUUCAUGUACAAAGAAAGCGGCGGAGUUGUCAGUUUGACUGCCAGCGAGGUGGCCUGCCAGAGGGGGAUCCCGCCGCCUCCGCCGAUGUUGGCCUUCAAUGCUACCAGUACCGGUCAAUGCAUGGAAGAGAACAGGGGCUUUGUUACACGAUCGACGUACCUGAUGAUCAUCAGCCUGACGGCGGUCGUCGCGAUAUACAGGUGAUUCUAAUCGAACGGACGACGAUCUCGCGACUGUUAAAACUCAACCGUUUGUAAUCGGCGUUACUGGACACCGAGUGUAGGUGACAAGACGAGGUGGUACAUGUGUAUAAAACAAAAAAAAAAUAUAUAUAUAUAUAUAUAUAUAACCGCCUUUGGCGUGAAAUACCGGACAGGAUCGGUCGAGCGUCCGAGCCAAUGGGAAACCGAGGAACCGAGGGAAAGAAAAGGCACAAUCGAUACUUUGGCUUCGAACGCUCGUGUCCGUAGCUCUUGCCAACAACCUCUCUGAUCCGUCGGGAGAAAUUCGUGCUCGCGCGACCACCCGGAAUUUUGCGAACGGAACGAAACGGCGAAGACAUCGGGGCUUCGUUCUAAAAAAGGAUAGUCCUUAAUCCGAUGCGACGGGGAACGAAAAAUAAAUAAAGUCGCCCCUAAUAAAGCGACAAGAGGCAAAACUCUGAUUUCUUCCGUAUGAGAGGUGCUCCUCCAGGACCAGCAGGAAAAUCAAGCAGAUAGGGGAAGAGGGUGAAAACAUCGUUCGAGUGGGAGACGGAUCCGACGAAGGCAAGAAAGAAGAAAGGAAGGAAGGAAAGAGUAUUAUUCCUCGAAGGAAUUUUUUUUUUUUCUCCACGAGGGAGAAAGAGGGAACCGCUUGUUCCUUUAGAGCGGCGCUAGAAAAGAGAGACAGAGAGAAAGAUAGAGGGGGAGGGGGUCGUGAAAAUCGAACGCGAAUUUCCCCUGGCCAGUAGGUUUUUUUACCGAUGUAGCUCAUAGGCACUAGCUAAUUAAAAAUCGGGUAAAACUAACAAAGUAAUUACACAAGUUUUUAUGGUUAGACCAUAUCACGGAGCGAGAUCACGGCGCACGAUCGAUCGGAUUCUUUGAGGUGGUGACGAACGGCGAGAACGGGAUCGAUUGCCAGCCCGGAACGACGUCGAUAGCGAGAGAAGGGCGACAUCGCGUUUUAGUAAGACGAUCGACCGGCAACCGGUCGUUAUGUUUUAAGGUAGAAACUACAUAGAGAAUAGUUUUAAUAAGGCGCGAGGGGAACAGGUUUACUCGGCAAAUAUUUUUUACACCGGAUUACUCCUUUCUUUCCACAAUCCUGCAGUGUGCUGUAAGUGGAUGUUGUGUAUUUUAUACUUGGCCAGCGUUCGUAGAAGAGAGUAGCGAAUGCACAAAGGGAAGCGGAAUGCGCCUGUAUCUCGAAACAUCGAGGAUCGUUGUUGUUGAAGUGCUAUCGACUUUAUAACCGUAGUAAAUGUACCGUAAUCACGUCUCGAGGACAAUUCGAAAAUUCUAAAUUGCAGAGAACGAACCUGCUGUUUUCCGAGUUUAAUUUCACCGGGAUAGCACGGAUAUUCCGUUCGAAGGGAACGGAAGGAUUCUUCGCCCGUCAACAAAUUUUCGGCCAAUCGAGAGAGCCCGCGGCGGGAUUCAAUUACCACACGAAAUAUUAGUAAGCGUAUUAAAGGUUGAUUGCACUGUAGCUGUUAUGUAAUAGCUACAAAGGGCUAUUAGCCGUGUUAUAGCCGAAUGUAUGCCGUAGCUAUUAUAUAAUAGUUAUAAUAGCCGCUAGCUGUAUUAAUAACCGACCGAAGGGGAAAAAAAACAUAUUUCAAAGCUUCCGAGUUAACUGCGUUAUUUUUCUAUUGUACGAUACAAAAAAAAAAAGAAGAAAAAAAAAUGGAAAAAAUGAAAAAAAAGAAGAAAGAAAAAACGCGUCGCUCGUCCACAAUGUUUCGAGAACCGGACACAACGAUCGAUGCUACGGAUUUAUUAACACAUGGAAUAUUAUUCGCCGAGUAAAGGGUUUCGUUCUGUUAGAGCGAUCGCGAAGAACAAGACGAGAUCGACACACUGGAUACACGUGCGCGGCGAAAGUGUCGAAGUGUUAACGAGAAGUAAUUCAACGCAAUACGAUCUAUCGGUGCGGUAGGAUCAUUUUUGGUAACGCCGAGAGAGUUUGAAAACCUGGAGAGGAACGCGAGAGACACGCGAGGAAAGAAUCAGGGUUCGCGGACGGUCUGGAAUUUUAUUUUUCUAGAAAAAAGACAAAAAAAAAAAAGACAAAAAAAAACAAAAAAAACAUACAAAUAAAACCGUGGAUCAUCCACGCGCGAGAAUAAUUUACAAUCGCGCCCGCUGAUAAUUCGCCGUAUCGGUCGCAUAUUAAACCCGAAACUAUUCGCAUAUAACUUGAACGUCAUAGACGGUCGCAAUGUAUUCUGCAUGGCUAAACAGAAAUGUCGCGCGCCCGAUGAUAAAUUUAAUACAAAUAUUUCUGGUAUUUCGAGAACAUCUCUAUUUCGACGAUUCAAUUAACUUCCAUCGCGUCGAGGCAAUGAACAAUGAUGGCCAAUUUCAAAGCGCUGCUAAAAUUUAUUUCAUCGCCGCUCGCGGAAUAUCAAUGUUCCCCGAACUGGCUGCGUUUCAACGUUUCCGGGCGAGUAAUCGAUUUCUACGGAUGUUACAGUUUUUCCUCUGUCAUUACCGAGCCGGAACCAGGUUACACGGCGCGCGCGAGGACGAGACACCGUUGUGAUGUACGAAAAUAAAAUCAUCGAAGGGCUGGAAAUUCAUUUCGGAACGAGGUUCCGAAUGAGCGGAAUAAGCGUCUCUCUCUCGCGGAAAUUUCACGAACGAUCGCCGCGGAGUGGGGAGGGGGGGGGGGGAGAACAUCGAAACGGGCCGAACGUGUAAAGUGUAAAAUUGUAACUGUGAUGGAUUUUCCGGUCCGUUAUACCGACCCGCAGUCGCGGGUACAGUCCCCUCCCUCUUGUCUCGCGCGCGUUUGUCCCGGAUUACUCGCCCCUCUUCCCAAGCGGCUCUGAUUCUUUCUCGUUACGAUCUUGGUCGUUUUUAUUUUUUAUUCCUUUUAUUAUUUUUUUUUUCUCUCUCUCUGUCGAGCGUUGACGGGUCUCGUGGAAAAAUUUCCUGCUGAUAAAGGACUACCGGUGGCAAUUAUUCAGGCGGUAGUUUAUCGGCGGACGGAAUUCGGGACCGGAUGGAAGAUGGAAACUGAUGGUAUUGGGAAUAUAACGCGAGACGGAUUGGCCACUUGUUCGACCAUUAUCAAACCGAUGGGAAAAGAAAAAAAGGAAAAGAAGAAAAAAGAAAGAAAACGGAGAGCUCGUUCGGAUAUUUUAUUAAGGAACUGGAAACUCGGCGUCACGUUGCCGGUGCGAAUCAAAAUGAAAUUCACCGUGACAAAUGUCGGAAGGAUCGGAAUAUCGCGCGUGAUUCACCGAUUCCGACGAGCUGCUGGCCCGCGUUCGCGCGCAAAACGGUAUCGCUUCCGGUAUACCGGACGAAUCUCGAGGAACAGUCAGGUUUAUUUAAAUGUCCGAAGACGGGGGGAUUUUUCCGUGGACCCGACGGCGCGCAUGUUAACGUAAGCAAUAAGCAAUAAAGUCGCGCAGCGGCUCGACCGUGUACACGAGGGAUGUUGCGUUUCACGGGGAUGAAGCUGUGCCGGAGGAAAUCGCGACGUUGUGCCAGAGAUGUUCUAUUAUAUUGGUUUGUCCAAUCGGAUUUUCGCGACGGCGAACGGAAAAAAAAAAGGAAAAAAAGAAAAAGAAAAAAUGUAGAGAAAAAUGAGAGACGCGAGUGGAUACGGACCGAUCGAUCGCGAGGUAGAACGCUACGAUAUUAUUGUAACUAAUAUAGAGUCUAUAUUAUAUUAUUGUACAAGCAUCUUUGUAAUAAUUAACCCGAACCGAGUGACGAGAGGAAACGAAAGGGGGAUAAUACGAGCAAUGAGGCGCGAUAGAUGAAUACGCAACAAUAGACAAACGGAUACUGAACAAAGUGAAAAAAAAGUGAAAAUAAAAACGAACAAAAUAAAAAAAAAAAAAAUGAAAGGAACGAAGGUGAAUAGGGAGAAAGAGAGUGAAACAUAAGAGAAGCCAAUCGCUAUUUUACCACUUUUCCAAUCGCGGUAAACGUAGUUUUUACGCCGUUAAACUUUUUUCCUUCGUGUUCAUUUCUACGUCGCGCACGAGAGCGAGCCUCUGAUCCCUGAAAAAUUCCGCAUUUCGUAAAUACAUCACUUGCCACGCAGAUUCCAAUAUCCUAAGUGCGUGUCUUUUAUUCCUUUCAUUCGUUCGCGCGUUAUUGAGAGAAUCUGCUCUCCCUAAUCUCGAAAUGAAACAAGAAUAUUUUGGAACGUCGUGUGGUCCGCGUCUCAAAGGCUCAGGGUACGAAAAGGAAAAAAGAAAAAAAAAAACAUUCUUUUAGAAACGAGCAAAGCAGCACGUAACUACGCAGGUGGGGGGAGGGGGCAGGGGGGAGGGGACCGUCAUCGUUGCCGACGUGCUUUUUCGUCGACGAAGGAAGGAAAUAUCGGAGCGUGGAAGAAAAUGCUCGCGCGACAUGCGGAAAAAUGCGGUGGAUCAAAGGCUCCUCUCUCAGAGGCGUUCAUUUAAUCGAGUGAAAGACGCUCUCCUUUUCAGGGUUCUCGGAAGAGAGAAAGAUCGAUCGACUUUCGUUAGGCUUCUCGGCGAAGUACCUUCCCGACAAGUUACUUACCGUCGUUGCGCACAGAAAAUCGCGGAUUAACGAGCCACGAGGGCGUCUUUCUCCCCUUUCCCCCCGUUUCGUUCACCGCUUUAUUUUUCCACGACUUUUUGUUCGUUUCCUCACCGGACGAGUAGGAUACUUAGUGGUUAGGACUUUUAAACGAUUAGCACGUUAGAUGCCGUACUGUACCUAAGAAGACGCAGCGUAUUUAGCAUUAACCAUAAGGUGAAAAAAAAAAAAAAAACAGAACAUAGCGAUUAAGGAUUACUCUAGCUUCAUAGGGAUAAUAAGCUCAUUGUGACAGCAAUCAGAGGUGCCCCGCGGUCGAAAGACAACGCGAACGAAGACAACCAAGUUUCCUUUCCCCAAGCAUGUUUUUCGAUCGACCAUCUCGCGUCUGUCGCGCGUGCACUUCUUGCGAAUAUAGUCUCGAAUCCCAAUUCCGUCUGGAGCGUGCGUGAAAGAUGUUUCGAAUCGAUAAGAACGAGUCAAAGAACGAGAGAGAGAGGAGUGAGCAGGGGCGCGGCAACGACGUCUAUUAACCUUUAACCGGUACCAUUGGAAGUCACAAUCAAUUUACGCUUUUUCGUUACUUUAUUUUGGAAUUUUCAUUUCAAUUUAAUUUCACUGCCACUCUUUAUCGGGGUGGGUGUGAAAUACGAACGUCUGAAAUUUUAAUAACCCAACAUAAAUUUACAAAUUGACGUAAUUCUGAUAGAAACGAUUGCAGGCGUCCAUUAUCCGACGAUACCAUUCGAGGAUUGAUCGAAGGUAUCGAAUCCGCUCGACUGCUCCGUUUACAUAUCCGAAUUUUCGACAGCUCGAGUUCAGGCUACUUCCGUUCCAUAUUUGCGCUACGGUUAUCAUACUGAAAGUCAAACAUCACUUCCCGACGAAGUAUCGAGACGAUGGUAGGUUCGAGGCGCAGAACCAUCGACCGAUCGAAAUUUUACAAGUUCCGACUUCUGGCCGCAAAUUACCGAUUCAACGACCAAUCAGUAUUACGCGAGUUCGGACGGAACCGUAGAGACUCGGCGAGAAAAGGAAAAAAAAAAAAAAAAAAAAAAAGAAAACGAAGGUUCAGCCGAAUCGAUAACGCCGGUUAUUUGUAACGCGAGUGUAAAAGGCAAAUGUCCGCGGACAACGGUUAGAAGUUUGCAGAAGGUUGGACGACGGAAAGAGAGAGAGGUCUCAUCACGGAUCAUCGUCGUCGACGUCCCGACGUUUUAUUAUUUUCGAUUUGCCCGACACAAACAACGUCGAGGGAUUUGAUAAUUAUCGGAGCAUCCCCAAACAUCGUUACUGACCGACCGCCUAGGUUCGCGCCACCCAGCCUCUCGUCAAACAUUAUGCGCUCCGCUUAAUGAGAUUGAUGCAAUCGGCCGACGCAUUUAAUCCAGUUAAUUUACAUUGGGUCCUAAUAUCGCACGCGAAUAUUCCGCUAAUGCAGUCGGUAAUGAGAAACAGAAAAUUGCUUGCACAAACUGCAGCUCCCCUCUCAUCCCCGUGAACCCGGGCGUACGCGGACAGACGGCGGGGGUGGUACGCGCGCCAGUGUUCACCUUCGGCCUGAUUUCAACUUGACGCGUUUUCUCCGUGUUUUCGGCUUAUCCCGGAAUCAUCGCACGCGCUCCUCCAUUGGAAUUUUCAACGGGGCGUCGGAAAAUUAAUUUGACUCGGCGAUGCGACGAGGGGAGGAAACGCUGAUCGAGGGGGGGAACGGUUUGUAAACCGUAAUCGAAUUUAAAGCGCGGAUAACGAGAGAGUAAAACCGGGGCCGGGUGUAAUAUUCUUACGCGUUUAUUUUCGGGGUCGACCACCGCUUUGACGCUUGGUCGACAAACGUGUCCCCACUGCGAACGAAAAGUUUAAUCGCGGUGAGAAAGGAAGAAAAAAGACGGCCCAGGUUUCUCGGUGGAAUCUAUGAAUGAACUGACUGGAUUGAAUUAGUCGAGGAGAAGGAACGACGCCGGGCAAAAACACUACGGGAUGUCGGGGGUGGAAUCUAGGGGGAGAAAGGCAACGUCACAGUCAGAGGCAGGACACGUUUACGCGGCCUGGAUGGCGGUUAACGAUUUUAUGGAAACCCGUCUAAUGGGAUUAUCGGAUUACUUUCGCGUCGGUACCGGUGCUCCACCGCAGUUUAUUAUUCCCACACGGUGGAUUAUACGCUCGUUCUUGAAUCUUCUUCGUCCUAUAAAGCCGCCGACCUGGUGGCGGCGUGUCUUUCGCGCGGAAUGUCGGCCAUAUUCGCAGACAUUUGCAGCAGCGCGAAACGGUUGCUGCGGUUGAAACUCGCGGGCGAAAUUAGCACAGACUUCGAACAGGUUUCGCCCACGUAAUCCACCGAGAAACCUAGUUGGAUAGGCGACGGUUAAUCCAAAACAUCCAAAGUUUACCGAAGCACCGUGACUUACCCGCGGUUUUCCAUCAUCUUUCGCGAUAGUCGUUCGACACGCGGCGAUUUUGAUUAAUGGCGAGUUAACGAACUGUUCGACAUGCAAUCUCGAGCGUGUCUCUUUGUACGGUUCGGCAUUCAAUUCGGCAGAGUUCUAGCCCCUCUUAUCGUUUGUUAGAGCAAUAGGCGAACCUUAAUGAUACCGCGUGACGCAUCCGGGCCGAUUCGAAACCGUCGCUGAAAGAUUAGAAAAGCAUCGCGUGCCAUAUGGGGAUGGAGCGUGCAACCCUACUCGAAGCUUCUCUCCGCGUACGCUCCAGCGAACCGAGGACGUUUUCAAUCAAGGGACAAUCAUCCCUCGACGAGCAAUCGAACCUUUUUAUCGAAUCAUCGCCGGCCCGUCGUUUCCCUCCUUCAAACGAAACGUCAGCGGCCGAUCAUCGAACAACGACGAGAAUAUACUUUUUCGCGGCGAGGGUACAUAUGGAGCAAUAUGAGAGCAGCUGUGUGUCUGUGUAUGUGUGUGUGUGUGUGCGCGCGCAUGUGCGUGCGUGCGUGCGUGUGCGUGUGCGUUGUACGCGAGAACCAGAGUGGGAGAGAAAGAGAUCGAGAGCAAGAGAAUUGGAGAGCGAAGACCGAGUGAACUGUAAAGUCCGAGGAUACACAGAGGAAUACUUAGACGAAGGAGGCAAUAUUUUAUAAUACAGACAAGAGCAUCUCUGCCUGAGAAUCUCCAAUACUUUGUUACUUUAAUUUUCAAUAAAUAAUGAUUAUCGGUGUUACAACAACGUCAGCGUACACAAUCAAUCCUUUGAACUCCACACGCGUAUCACCUCGCGCGCAAUCCAGUCUGUCACAUUCGGCAGAAAUUUCCUUUCUAUCGUUCUUCGUCGAAAGUGUUCGCCCUCGUGCGAGGAAGCUGCGAUCGAGCACAACCAACGCCGAAGGCCCUUGUUAUGCUACGUUUGCGCACACCUCAGACUACGCAUGUAUAUAUGAGACAUGCAUAUAUAUAUAUAUGUACGUAUAUGUGUGAUCAUAUAUCAUAAUUUUUGGUCUCGUGGGAAGUGCCGGGUGCGCGACGCGUUGCGCGUUUAACGGACGAUGGAACCGCGGGGCAAUGACGAGACGAAAAAGAAAAAUAUGUAUCCCGAUUCGAUUUUAAAUUAGAGGAUUGAUCCUUGCUUGAUCGACGACCCGGGGGACGGUAGGUGCGUCGCCGACGUUUCAAAAUGUGUGCGUUGUAUCUCGAAUUUGCAUUUAAAUUUCCGUUCAAGUUCGAAGGUCCAAGUUUCGUUUGAAAUUUUUUUUUUUUUUCUUUCUUUCCUUUCUCUUCUUUUUCACAAGUAACCAGAAAUUUGCAAAAUUGCUGAACCUUGUGGAUCUUCUCGAUCAAUCGGAUGAAAAAUCAUACGCGUGACGUAGUUUAAAGACGAAAGAACGAGCGAGUCGCGCGAUCACUCUAGCGGAAUGUGAUUCAUGAACCGUUCGUUUCUUCGCACCAGGUCACGGUCAACAGCCAAUGAAAAAGACGCUUCUCCUUAUUUAGCGGGGCCAAGCGAUCGAGGACAUAACGUCGUCGAUGGUUUCGCGCCCGCGGUCGAACGAAUGAUUUUCCAACAUAUCGCGUAAAAGUAACACACAGCUUCCGAGAAAAAUAUACGUCGCUGGAACGGUUAAUAAAAUGUCGAUUCUCUGGGUGACACGUGUCGGGUAUGAUCGAGGAUAAAAGCUGCCAGCAGAACGGACGAACCGAAUCGAUAAAGCGACAGCGGCAAUUCGCGAACGUUCACCUGUACAAUCAGCGUUUCUGUUAUUUGUUUAUUACGAUUUUCCCCCACGCCGAAACAGCAAACUUCCGUUCGCGUUGUCGACUUGACGUAACAUACGUACAUACGUAUGGCACGUCCAGCGCAAAACAAAGAGUUACGUAAAUUCAUGCUCGACUGUCUGUUUAUCGUUAACCGCGCUGAUGUGACUAGUUUCGGUGAAAAAAAAACUCCGUGAUUUUAUGAAAUCGGAAAUGAUCUUGGCGUGCCUUGUUGAAACGUGUCGACACUGAAACUGUCGACAUUAUCGCAGCACUUUGACCGGCAUUCGUCGUCGGCUCGAGAUCGUUUGAUCGACCAGAGUUAAUUAAGAAGAUUGACCGCCUCGCGAGCAUUUUUCAUCCGAUUGGCUAAUGUCGCAAAUUUCGUACUUAUCGCAGUUUCGCUUGCGCGGAACGAGCGCGAUUCAUCGAAGACCAUAAACUAUCGAUCAUUAGCCGCAGCGAGGUUUAAUCGCGUCGAACGAUUCAAUUUGACGAGUCGAGCGUGGAAUAGACGGGAUCGGGGCCGCAGUCGAUCGGAAUCUAGUUUCGACCACCCUCCUCGAUUUCGACUUUCGCAGCGCAGCGUCCGUUGCGAAUUGUGCAAUCACGUCGAAUCAACGGAGCGGCACGGCCCGAUGUAAUCGAGCACGAUCGUUAAAGAUCGUCACGCGAUCCCGGCCCGCUCGCGUGAUAAUUUGCGGAACAACCAGCCGCGUGAUCGACGUCGAAAGAAAACAGGAUGUGGACAAGCGAGAAAUCGAAAUUCGCGAUCGCUGUUUCUGUAUCUAUCCGAGAUCUGUUCGUGAAAUUCACUUGUGAACGCGGAUCGUGCUCCGAUCGUCCCCAGCGUCGUUCCGCAGAAAAAAAAAGUAAUUAAGUUAAAUAAAAUAAUCGAUAAGGAGGAAGAU